Messenger RNA from Cynocephalus volans (Philippine flying lemur), 4104 nucleotides. It is a transcript of the gene GTF2IRD2B, whose product is annotated as GTF2I repeat domain containing 2B. The transcript has 16 exons. The record is from RefSeq and is a predicted model, not a curated record. The coding region runs from base 16 to 3048 and encodes 1010 amino acids. Lineage: Eukaryota; Metazoa; Chordata; Mammalia; Dermoptera; Cynocephalidae. Gene Ontology annotation, cellular component: nucleus.
CUGUGGGUGGAAGACAUGAACAGAAAACGUGUUCCGAUUGACAGCAACGCGCUGCGCCAGAAAGCAUUGAGCCUAUACGAAGACUUCAGCAAGGGAUCCCCUGAAACGAGUGUCACCAAGCCAUUUACUGCAAGUAAGGGAUGGUUACACAGAUUUAGGAAUAGAUUCUCACAUCAUCAUCAUCAUCAUAAGAAGGGGAUCAUGGCCCAAGUAGCAGUGUCCACGCUGCCUGCUGAAGAUGAGGAGUCCUCAGAGAGCAGGAUGGUGGUGACGUUCCUCAUGUCUGCUCUCGAGUCCAUGUGUAAAGAACUGGCCAAGUCCAAGGCAGAAGUGGCCUGCAUUGCAGUAUAUGAAAAAGACGUGUUUGUUGUUGGAACCGAGAGAGGAUGCGCUUUUGUCAAUGCCAGAAAGGAUUUACAGAAAGAUUUUGCAAAAUACUGCAUUGUGGAAGGGCUGCAUGAGGUGAAACCUCCCUGCCCUGUGAACGGGAUGCAGGUCCACUCAGGAGAAACAGAAAUACUCAGGAAAGCAGUCGAGGACUAUUUCUGCUUUUGUUAUGGUAAAGCCUUAGGGACGACAGCAAUGGUGCCUGUUCCCUAUGAGCAGAUGCUACAAGACCAGGGGGCUGUGGUAGUGCAGGGGCUUCCAGAAGGAGUUGCUUUUCAACACCCUGAGAAUUACGAUCUUGUAACCCUGAAAUGGAUUUUGGAAAACAAAGCAGAGAUUUCAUUCGUAAUAAACAGACCUUUCCUAGGUCCAGAGAGUCAGCUGGGUGGUCAUGUGAUGGUAACAGAUGCUGAGAGAUCAAUAAUAUUGCCAAAUGAAAGCUGUGGCCCCAUCAAUGUGAAAACUGAACCUGUGGAAGAUUCUGGCAUUUCACUGAAAGCAGCAGCUGUGUCAGUCAAGAAAGAAUCAGAAGAUCCUAGUUACUAUCAGUGUAAUAUGCAAGAAAGCCAUCGUUCUUCCACAAGCAAUGAAGUAAUAGAAAUGGAAUUACCAAUGGAAGAUUCUACUCAGCUGGUCCCUUCUGAAACAAAUGAGAACUCUGAAGCUGAGGUGAAAAUUGAAGGAAACACAAAUUCAACCAAUAUUACAAACUCUGCAGCAGGUGUUGAAGAUCUUAACAUCGUUCAGGUGACAGUCCCAGAUAAUGAGAAGGAGAGAUUAUCAAGCAUUGAAAAGAUUAAACAGCUAAGAGAACAAGUCAAUGACCUCUUUAGCCGAAAAUUUGGUGAAGCCAUUGGUGUGGAUUUCCCUGUGAAAGUUCCCUACAGGAAAAUCACCUUCAACCCUGGCUGUGUGGUGAUUGAUGGCAUGCCCCCAGGGGUGGUGUUCAAAGCCCCUGGUUACUUGGAAAUCAGCUCUAUGAGAAGGAUCUUGGAUGCCGCAGAGUUUAUCAAAUUCACAGUCAUUAGACCGCUUCCAGGACUUGAGCUUAGUAAUGUGGGAAAACGAAAGAUAGACCAGGAGGGCCGUGUGUUUCAAGAAAAGUGGGAGAGAGCGUAUUUCUUCGUGGAAGUGCAGAAUAUUCCUACAUGUUUAAUAUGCAAACAGAGCAUGUCUGUGUCCAAAGAAUACAACCUAAGGCGCCAUUAUCAAACCAACCACAGCAAGCACUAUGACCAGUAUACUGAAAAGGUGCGUGAUGAGAAGCUUCAUGAGCUAAAAAAAGGGCUCAGGAAGUAUCUCUUAGGGUCAUCAGAAAUUGAGUGUCCUGAACAAAAACAAUUGUUUGCAAAUGUGAAUCCAACUGAAAACACUGUUGUGCAGACCGUAGAAGAUGUGGCUGGGAACUUAUGGGAGAAGUUACGUGAAAAAAUCAAGUCAUUUGUAGCAUAUUCUAUUGCGAUCGAUGAGAUCACAGAUAUAAAUAAUACCACGCAGUUGGCCAUAUUCAUCCGUGGUGUCGAUGAGAAUUUUGAUGUAUCUGAAGAACUUUUGGAUACGGUGCCCAUGACAGGUACAAAAUCUGGAAAUGAGAUAUUUUUGCGUGUUGAGAAAAGUCUUAAAAAGUUCACUAUCGACUGGUCAAAAUUAGUAAGCGUGGCCUCCACUGGCACUCCAGCGAUGGUGGAUGUAAGUAAUGGGCUUGUCACCAAGCUGAAGUCCAAGGUGGCAAUGUCUUGCAAGGGCUCAGAACUUAAGUCCAUUUGUUGCAUUAUUCACCCAGAAUCACUUUGUGCUCAAAAGUUAAAGAUGGACCAUGUCAUGGACGUGGUAGUUAACUCUGUGAACUGGAUAUGCUCCCGUGGGCUGAACCACAGCGAGUUCACAACCUUGCUUUAUGAACUGGACAGCCAAUAUGGCAGCCUUUUGUACUACACAGAGAUUAAGUGGCUCAGUCGUGGGCUGGUGCUGAAGAGAUUUUUUGAAUCGUUGGAAGAAAUCGAUUCCUUCAUGUCAUCCAGAGGAAAACCCCUGCCUCAACUGAGCUCUCGAGAUUGGAUCAGAGACCUGGCCUUCUUGGUUGACAUGACGAUGCAUCUGAACACUUUGAACAUAUCCCUCCAAGGGCAUUCACAAAUUGUUACGCAAAUGUACGACCUGAUUCGGGCAUUCCUAGCAAAACUGUGUCUAUGGGAGUCUCAUUUGGCCAGGAAUAAUCUGGCCCAUUUUCCCACACUGAAAUCAGUCUCCAGAAAUGAAAGUGAUGGCCUGAACUACAUUCCCAAAAUUGUGGAAUUGAAGACUGAAUUCCAGAAAAGGUUGUCUGAUUUCAAACUCUAUGAAAGUGAACUGACCCUGUUCAGCUCUCCGUUCUCCAUGAAGAUUGAUAGUGUGCACGAAGAACUGCAGAUGGAGGUUAUUGAUCUGCAAUGCAACACAGUGCUGAAAACAAAAUACGACAAGGUCGGGAUACCAGAAUUCUACAAACACCUCUGGAGCAGCUACCCGAAAUACAAAACCCACUGUGCCAGGAUGCUCUCCAUGUUUGGGAGUACCCACAUUUGUGAACAGCUGUUUUCCAUUAUGAAACUAAGUAAAAUGAAAUACUGCUCCCAGCCGAAGGACCCCCCGUGGAACUCCGUGCUGCACAUUGCAACAUGACAGAAAGAACUGGCAGUGACCUGUGUUGUGUAGGAUUGAAUCUUCUAGGCCCAAGGGAUUGUGAGAUGAGAAAAUGAAUCUGCAAAUAUUUUGUUUUCAGUUUUUUUCACUUUGAACCGGAAAUGUAACUUGCAGUAUCACACCUGUUUGUAUGACAUUUUAUGCUUCACCAUAGUUCAGUAAAAAUCAAGAAAGUUUUAUUGUAUUCCUAGUAGCUGAUUUUUCUGGAUGCUUUUUUUUUUUUUUUUUCUUGUCUGAUCAUCCUGGCUAGAAUCUCCAGAACAAUGUUGAACAGAUGUGGAGAGAACAGACAUCCUUGUCCUGUUCUUGACCUUAGGGGGACUUUUCUUUUCUUUUUUUUUUUUAAAGAUGACCAGUAAGGGGAUCUUAACCCUUGACUUGGUGUUGUCAGCACCACGCUCUCCCAAGUGAGCUAACCGGCCAUCCCUAUAUAGGGAUCCAAACCCGUGGCCUUGGUGUUAUCAGCACCACACUCUCCCAGGUGAGCCAAGGGCUAUCCCUUUCAGGAGUUGACUUUUCUUACACCUGGCCUGUUUCAGUCCUUCACAAUACCUGCUUGACCCCCACAGGCAUUGUGGUUGGCACUUCAAAGUUUAACUUAGAGGAAUAGAGAGAGAGGUGUAUAUUCAUUGAGGGGCAGAUAUGCACACAUUUACUGCUCCCCCAUUUGCAUGGUAUUCCACGUGGUCUAAAAUGUUUCCAAGUUUAAGGAGAAUUGGUUAGAGACAUAUUCAUAUACUGUAGUAUUCUUGUGUUAUCUGUCUCUGUCUUCACAUGAAGCUAGAAAGGUCAAGCUUAAAAUGGAAAGCCCACAUCCAAAUAAUAUAAGCUAUAAAAAACAAAGUAAGUUGAGGUUUGACGGUUGUCUCUUUUUUUAACUUUUUAUUUUGAAAUAAUUUCAAAUUUAUAGAAAAGUUGCAAAAAUAUAUGAAAAGUACUUGUACGUCCUUUAGCCAGAUUCUCAUGUUGUCACCAUUUACCCCUGCGUUUUAUCAUUUGUUUUCUCUCCCUUUCUCAUAUGUGUGUUUGUGUCUA